This is a messenger RNA of Nannospalax galili (Upper Galilee mountains blind mole rat), 2522 nucleotides long. RefSeq names its product TNF receptor superfamily member 11a (gene Tnfrsf11a). Gene Ontology annotation, molecular function: cytokine binding; tumor necrosis factor receptor activity. Gene Ontology annotation, biological process: mammary gland alveolus development; lymph node development; ossification. The transcript has 10 exons. The coding region runs from base 1 to 1878 and encodes 625 amino acids. Lineage: Eukaryota; Metazoa; Chordata; Mammalia; Rodentia; Spalacidae. The record is from RefSeq and is a predicted model, not a curated record. Gene Ontology annotation, cellular component: external side of plasma membrane.
AUGACUGUGGAGUGGAAAAUUCGGAGUAUGGUGUUUGACAUGGAUUCUGAGAGGCUGAGGGAGAAGAUGAAGGUAGAAGGGGUGACCUUCCAGGUUGCUCCUCCAUGUACCAGGGAGAGCCAUUAUGAGCACCUUGGGCGGUGUUGCCGCAGGUGUGAACCAGGAAAAUACAUGUCUUCUAAAUGCACUACUACCUCUGACAGUGUGUGUCUGCCCUGUGGCCCAGAUGAGUACUUGGAUACCUGGAACGAAGAAGAUAAAUGCUUGCUGCAUAAAGUUUGCGAUGCAGGCAAGGCCUUGGUGGCUGUGGACCCUGGCAACCGCACGGCCCCGCGCCGCUGCGCCUGCACCUCUGGCUACCACUGGAACCAGGACUGUGAAUGUUGCCGACGCAACACCGAGUGCGCACCGGGCUUCGGCUCCCAGCAUCCCUUGCAGCUCAACACGGACACAGUGUGCGUGCCUUGCCUCAUGGGCUACUUUUCCGAUGUCUUUUCUUCCACGGAGCAAUGCAAACCCUGGACCAACUGCACCCUCCUUGGAAAGACAGAAGCACAUCCAGGCACAGAUAAAUCGGACUUGGUCUGCAGCUCUUCUCUGCCCUCCAGAAAACCACCCAAGGAAGCCCAGAUUUACUUGCCCAGUCUCAUUAUACUGCUUCUCUUCACCUCUGUGGCAUUAGCUGCUGCCAUCGUCUUCGGCGUUUACUAUAGGAAGAAAGGGAAAGCACUGACAGCUAAUUUGUGGAACUGGGUCAAUGACGUUUGCGGUCGCCUAAGUGGAAAUAAGGAGUCCUCAGGGGAUGGCUGUGUUGGUGCUCACUCAACAGCCUCCAGUCAGCGAGAAGUAUAUGAAGGUAGCUUACUUAUGACUCUGGAGGAGAAGAUGGUUCCAGAAGACAUGUGCUAUCCAGAUGGUGCAGGUUCCUGUGGCCCUGUGUGUGCACCAGGUGGACCCUAUGAAGAGGGUGAAGAUGCUGGGAUAUUCUUGCUGGUCAGUGAGGUUGAGACUGUGGGGGACCUUUCAAGGCAGAUCCCCACAGAAGAUGAAUAUAUGGACCGGCCCUUGCAGCCCCCUGAUGGUUCCUUGUUCCUUACCCAGCCUGGAAGCAAAUCCACACCCCCUUUCCUGGAGCCUCUGGAAGUGGGGGAGAAUGACAGUUUAAGCCAGUGUUUCACAGGGACUGAGAAUAUGGUAGAGUCUGAAAGCUGCAACUUCCCUGAGCCCCCAUGCAGGACUGAUUGUAUUCCCGAGUCCCCUGAAAAGUACUUCCAAAAAGAAGUAGAGGGUAAUGGUUGCCUGCCCUGGGCAGCCAGCUCUAACUCAACGGAUGGCUACACAGGCUAUGGGAAUGCUCCUGGGGAGGACCAUGAACCCCUGAUGGGUUCCUUGAAAUGUGGACCAUUGCCCCAGUGUGCCUACAGCAUGGGCCUCCCGGCUGAAGCAACAGCUGGUAGGGCAGAGAUGAGAGAGCAGACCCAGGAUGGGGCUGAUAUAAGGCUUCCAAGCUCAGCAAGGGGAGCCACAGGGUCUGGAAGCACCCCCAGUGACCAGCCACCUGCAUCUGGGAACGUGACUGGAAACAGCAACUCCACGUUCAUUUCCAGCGGGCAGGUGAUGAACUUCAAGGGCGACAUCAUCGUGGUGUACGUCAGCCAGACCUCCCAGGAGGGCACGGGAGGCACCACGGAGCCAGAGUCAGAGCCUGUGGGCCGCCCAGUGCAGGAGGAGACCCUGGCUCGCCGAGACUCCUUCGCUGGCAACUCUCCACGUUUCCCUGACCCAUGUGUGGGCAGCAAGGGGCUGCAGGAGCAGGACACUGUGGAGCUGGACAAGGCCUCCUGGCCGGUGCAAGAACAAGGCGUGGCUCGGGCCUGAGGCCUGGCAGAAGCAGGGAGAGGCCACUGGGCUGACAAGGCCUCAUGAUCCAGGACAGGAGCAAGUUGCGGCCCAGAGGCCCAGGCAAGAGGGGUGCACCAGGGCCUGGUGAGGCGUGGAGGCCCUGACCUGAGCCCGGGCAGAGCAGGGCAAGGCCCAGGUCGAGCAGGGCACGGGUGCCACGAGCCAGGUGCUCCAAAUCUGGCCAAGUCCUCAAGGGAUGCAGAAGUAGAGCAUCUCUCGGGCCUGAGGUCCCCUCCUGAUACACCACCCCACUCUACCCUGCAGGAUCGGUACAGUGUGCAAAAUGACCCCACAUCCUCUACCUACCUUGCUCCACAAAGAACCAAUGACUUUCCAAGAAGUAUGUGUAUUGUGGCUGGCCACGUCUCAAUGCCACAGAACAGUACAUACUAUCUGUUGGUGCUUUUGGCUGCCCUCCUGCACUUCCUUCUGUGACUUUUCUCUUCUGCCUCUACCACCAUUAUAAAUUAGUCAGUAAUUUGGCCCUUUUUGAAGUGUUGGUGACUGUCUUUCUCUACUGAGGUCUGUACUCCCCCCCCCCAUAUUUAUAUUUCACUUGCUUUUGUAGUGUAUUUCUUGAUCCUUCCUUUCUUCCUCUUUCUUUCCUCCUCCUCCUCUUC